This is a messenger RNA of Colletotrichum graminicola M1.001, 1464 nucleotides long. Its product is annotated as major facilitator superfamily transporter. The coding region runs from base 1 to 1464 and encodes 487 amino acids. The record is from RefSeq and is a predicted model, not a curated record. The transcript is spliced from 6 exons. Lineage: Eukaryota; Fungi; Ascomycota; Sordariomycetes; Glomerellales; Glomerellaceae. Gene Ontology annotation, molecular function: transmembrane transporter activity. Gene Ontology annotation, biological process: transmembrane transport.
AUGGGUUCGCCGAGCGCCGAAACUCCGGCCCACGCACCUCCAGCCAAUGUCCCUCGGUUCAUGAGUGCCGAUCCGUCCUCCGGCCCCGUUCCGGCUGCUCCUGCCCCUCCGCGGCCUGCGGCCAUUGACGAUGUGGUGAUGGAGAUGCCCACAUGGCGUAAGUGGGUCAUCCUCUCCGUUGUCUGCUGGAUGGCCCUGCCCGUCAUCUUCUCCGGAAGCUCCAUCUUGUCGGCGACGAACGAAGUCGCUGCCGACUUUGACAUAUCAACGCAUGCCAUUACCACGGCCAACGCCGGUGUCUUCAUAGCCCAGGCCAUGUCUGCGCUGAUCUGGCUGCCGAUGAGCGACAUCCUUGGCCGAAGGACGACGUAUCUGGUUGCCAACACUCUGUUGAGCCUAUGCUCGAUUGGCUCGGCGUUGUCCAACAACUUUGCCUGUUUCACGGCGAUCUGGAUCGUUGGGGGGACGACGGGUCCGUUCUUCCUUGUCGCAGGGCAGACGAUCCUGGCCGACAUUUUCGAUCCCACAAAUCGCGGAACCGCUGUCGGCUUCUUCUUAGGCAGCUGCGUCGGAGCAAACACGCUAGCUCCACUGACCGGAGGUGUGAUUGUAAGCUUCACUUCGUGGAGGGUGAUCUACGGGGUUCAAGCGGGAAUGGCUUUUGUCGGUCUGAUCAUGGCCUUCUUCUUCGUGCCGAAAGCUAGCGAGCUAGCCAAACACCGGGUUGAAGAAAAGACCCCUGUGCGGUCCGUUGGUGAACUUUGCCGUGCUUUCAACCCGAGGGGGGUUUUCCGCCUGUUCAAAUACCCCAACGUCCUCGCCGCCAACCUUGCGUGUGGACUUCUGGGCUUCAACCAGUACGGCCUACUUAGCUCCAUCAGGCGUGUCAUCAACCCGCGCUUCAACCUCACUUCCCCCCUCAUCAGUGGUCUUUUUUACUUGGCCCCGGGCGCAGGCUUCUUGGUGGGCAGUACCAUCGGUGGCCGAGUAUCCGACUAUACCGUGAAACGGUACAUUCGCAAGCGAAACGGACUCAGGCUUCCACAAGACAGGUUGAACAGCAGCCUCCCGGCCAUCUUCAUCGUUCUUCCAGCCGGCACACUAAUCUUCGGGUGGAGCUUGCAAAAAGAAGUUGGCGGAGUGGCGUUGCCAGUCAUAAGCUCCUUCUUCCAGGGCCUUGGGCUCAUGUGGUCUUUCAGUGGUCUUAAUACGUACUCUGCUGAGGCACUCCCCAAACACAGAACAGCCGUUAUCAGCAGUAAGUAUGUCGUUCAGUACAUUUUUGGCGCUAGUAGUAUUGGUGGCGCCGUACCAAUGAUUGAUGCCAUAGGAGUAGGAUGGUCAUUCACGAUAACUGCUCUAUCGGCCUUGUCGGCCGGGGUGUUGGUGUUGAUGAUCUCCAAAUUUGCAUCCAGAGCUCAGAAUUGGGUUGAGAAGAGUAACAGCGAAGAUUCUGAUGACUGA